Molecule: messenger RNA, 753 nt
Organism: Beauveria bassiana ARSEF 2860
Lineage: Eukaryota; Fungi; Ascomycota; Sordariomycetes; Hypocreales; Cordycipitaceae
Exons: 2
Coding region: 1-753 (250 amino acids)
Source: RefSeq, a predicted model, not a curated record
AUGGCCGUCUCCAGGAGCGUCAUCCCGCGCUUCUUGCUGCCACUUCAGAGCCCUCUCUGGCGGGGCCUCGUCGGCGCGCCGCCCUCGCUCGUCACGCAGUCUAUCAACGUGCGCUACUACGCCGCCUCUUCGACAAACGCCGACGGCAAGCCCAUUGUCCUCGAGAAGCCCGCUCGGUUCAAUCCCCCCUCGCACGGCUCUCGCCUCAGGAGCAAGGCACCGCUGCCCCGGCACUACAGCCCACCGCUGAGCGAGGCCGAGGUGCAAGCGCAGAGCCAGCGUAGCUACCCGGGCACAAUGGCACCAAAGGGCUCGUGGCAGCACUGGUUCUGGCACAGCAAGAUGCUGCACACUUGCAUCACCAUGGGCACCCUCCUCGCCAUGGGCAUCUACACCUUCUUCAUGAACUACGCCUACAACUCGCCCUACAAGGAUCUCGUCCCUCCGACGUCGGCGCUCUUCUCCGACCCGGCCUACUUCUUCGCCGCCUGGAAAGAGGUCAUUCUGUCGCACGAAAAGGACAAGGCCCUCAAGGCCGGCGAGCACCGCACCCGCCACCUCGACGACGUCGCCAAGCGCCGCUACUACAUGAAGAUGCACGGCAUCGAGCCCAGAGACCCCGUCGGCAUGGUCUUUGGCAAGGGCGACCAGCGCUCCGACGCCGAGAUUGAGGCCGCGGCGCUGGGCAAAGAGAUGCCGGAGAAGCCGGCCGAGGAGGUGGGGAAGCGCAAGAAGUGGUUUGGCAUCUUUUAA